GGCCAAUGAGGAGCGAGUUCGGACGCGCCGCGGACCAAUGGCGGGCGCGGCCUAGCGCGAGGGGCGGGCGCCUGGGCCGAGGCUAGCUUGAGCGCGGCGGCGGCGUUGUUCAGUCAGAGCGAGAACAUUCCAGAGGUCGCCAGCCCCGGGUGCUGAAGGGUGUGGACGCCGGACGUCGCUGGGACAGCCCCUGCCCGCUGCUCGGCGGCGCCUGGCCCGGCCGCUGCUCGCUGCGCCCCCUGCCGCUCCGUCGCCCUCCUCGGACCCGGGUUCGCGCGCGCCUGCCUUCCUCCCAGUCCCGGGCGAGCCGCGUUGGGUUUAUGUCUUUAUUUGACGAAAACGAGCUGUUGCGCAGCCAUUGGUACCUGUAUUGGGGAAACAUAGCAUACAAGCAAGAAGCUUCCAGCCUCAGCGGCGAAAACUUUUUCAUGUCAGAGACCGAGAACUCUUGCAGUCGUUUAUGUCAUCCCUUCUUCUCCAGACAGAAGAUACCAAAAAGUUGCCCUCAAAGAUCCCUUCACCUUAUUGAUAAGGCCACUAAUAAGCCAAAAUGUCUGUCAACGUCAACCGCAGUGUGUCAGACCAGUUCUAUCGCUACAAGAUGCCCCGUCUGAUUGCCAAGGUUGAGGGCAAAGGAAAUGGAAUCAAGACAGUUAUAGUCAACAUGGUUGACGUUGCAAAGGCGCUUAAUCGGCCUCCAACGUAUCCCACCAAAUAUUUUGGUUGUGAGCUGGGAGCACAGACCCAGUUUGAUGUUAAGAAUGACCGUUACAUUGUCAAUGGAUCUCAUGAGGCGAAUAAGCUACAAGACAUGUUGGAUGGAUUUAUUAAAAAAUUUGUUCUGUGUCCUGAGUGUGAGAAUCCUGAAACAGACCUGCAUGUCAAUCCAAAGAAGCAAACAAUAGGUAACUCUUGUAAAGCCUGUGGCUAUCGAGGCAUGCUCGACACACAUCAUAAACUCUGCACAUUCAUUCUCAAAAACCCACCUGAGAAUAGUGACAGUGGUACAGGAAAGAAAGAGAAGGAAAAGAAAAACAGAAAGGGCAAAGAUAAGGAAAAUGGCUCUGUGUCCAACAGUGAAACACCGCCACCUGCACCACCCAAUGAAAUCAGUCCUCCUCCACAUCCUGUGGAAGAAGAGGAUGAUGACUGGGGAGAGGAUACAACUGAGGAAGCUCAGAGACGCAGGAUGGACGAAAUCAGUGACCAUGCAAAAGUUCUGACACUCAGUGAUGAUUUGGAGAGGACUAUUGAAGAGCGAGUCAACAUCCUGUUUGAUUUUGUUAAGAAAAAGAAAGAAGAAGGUAUUAUUGAUUCAUCUGAUAAGGAGAUUGUUGCCGAAGCAGAGAGACUGGAUGUAAAAGCCAUGGGUCCUCUUGUUUUGACCGAAGUUCUUUUUAAUGAGAAGAUUAGAGAACAAAUUAAGAAGUACAGGCGCCAUUUUCUACGAUUUUGUCACAACAACAAAAAAGCUCAGCGGUACCUUCUUCACGGUUUAGAGUGUGUGGUAGGUAUGCAUCAUACUCAGCUCAUCUCCAAGAUUCCACAUAUCCUUAAGGAGAUGUAUGACGCAGACCUGUUGGAAGAAGAAGUCAUCAUCAGCUGGUCAGAAAAGGCUUCUAAGAAAUAUGUCUCAAAAGAACUUGCCAAAGAGAUUCGUGUCAAAGCAGAACCAUUUAUAAAAUGGCUUAAGGAAGCAGAGGAAGAAUCUUCAGGUGUUGAAGAUGAUGAUGAAGAUGAAAAUCUUGAGGUGGUGUAUUCGAAGACUGCCAGUGUACCGAAAGUUGAAGCUGUGAAGUCUGACAAGGACGAUGACAUAGACAUUGACGCCAUUUAAAGGGGUGGGCAGUGCCCAGCUUAGCACCAGAAGUGCAACAUGUAUGUGCAGGAGCUGAAAUGGCUUAACAUCAUGCUACACUUUCUACUAAAAUUAUAUUGCUGUGAGUGGUCUGUAAUUAAGCCCAAUGAGACAUCUAGGGAGUCCAUACACAUAUCAGUGAGCAGAUGUAGUUUGCUUAUUUAUAGCAUGUUUCUUUUUUAAAAAUUAGUGGUGGACACAUUUGGAUCACAUUUAUACAGUUAUUAAAUAAAGAUUUGAUUUUGGUCAUUCUUCAGAUUUCUGGCUCUGAAUGACUUAAGCUAAAUAAAUUGGCUCCUUUAAAAGAUGUUAAGCACCAUUAUUUAAUUUGCUAGGGUUCUUGGAGCUUGUUAGAUAUUGUUGUUAGGUGCUGAUGCUCUCUUAAUGGGGGCUUCAGCAGAAUGUAAGCAUAAAUUUAUUGUAACUACCCUAGUCAGACUCAGAAGUACAGUACUGUUAAGUCUUAGCUCUGGUCCCCCCAAUUGGCUUCUGGUAGUGCACAUGCUUCACAUGCCAACACAGACUGACAGUCAAAUUACAGUGCAACACCUUUAUCUUAAAAAUGACCUGAGUGUCCUAUAAAUAAUUUAAAAACAGGUUUGAAUUGUGAGGUUUUGUGGUUUUUGUUUUUUGUUUUCCUCCCCAGUUUUUGUGCACUUGCCCCAGAUUUACAGUCUUCAGUCAUGUGCAAUGCACGUUAGGUGAACCAGGGGAAAUAUUACACCGACAAGAGCGUUUUACCUGUGUGUGGCUGUGGCUUUGUACUGAAAGCCAAACUUCAGGUUCUUGAUUAGAUUAGGAAGAUUGAUGGUUUCUUUGGGGGAAACUAGAAAAGGUGCACUUAAUUUCUAGCAACGGGAGGUAAAACUUCAACACAAGGUUCAAAUUAAAAUUUCAAAAUGUUUGAACAUACUGUAUCUCGUUCAGUGUGGAUUUUCCCCUGUAACUAUGGUUUGUUUUAAAUGCCUCUUAACAUUUGGAUACAGCUUGCUUUUGUUAGGUUUGGGUUGCUAUCUUGCCAAAUUACGUGUUGAUAUGUCUCAGAACUUUUUUCCUUCUGUCUUAAUUUAAAAAAAAAAAAAGUUAAACGCCAUAGUUCAAAGUUGGAACCUCUGUUUUGGUCUAAGACUUAGGAGUUUUGUUUUUGUGGGGGUUUUGUUUUUGUUCUUGUUAUUGCUGUUUUGUUUUUCAAAUAAUGAAUUUUACAUUGAGUAUAACCAGACACCCAAGAAGUCUGAUGGUGGCCACCGAAAGCAGGAUACAACAGUGACACCCUGCCACCUGGGGCUCUAGACUUCUUGGAAUAAUGUUUUUAUAGAUCUCUUGCCCAGUUAGCUGAUUCAGCUGGUAUGGGUUCUGAGAAAUCAUUAAGGUAAAAUGCAUAUUUAUUCCUAACAUCAAGUGUGCUGUGUGAAUCAAUCCACAGGGCUCGUUUUGUUUGGGACACUGGCUUACAUCAUUCACCUAUUUCUUUGUGAUCCAUUUCAAAUUAUAAUGAAUGAAAUCUUAACAAAUGUAUGUAAAAGUUUUUCACAUUGAAAUUAUACAAACAUUUGAUAUAAACCUUGUUAGCUUGCUAUUUUAAGGAAUUAAAAUCUAACAUUCUUACUGGAGGAAAUGAGUUGGUCUCCAGUUGCUUUUGAUUUUGAGGAUGAGUAGCAGCAACCAGGUACCUGGAUGGAUUGUACUUCGUCAAGCAAAAUAGCGUUUUUCAAACUUAUCUCCUAUGUUUGAAACUCUUAUGUUACGGGACAAUUGGCUUUCAGGAACUGAGGUCCUAUAGGAGGUACUGGCCUAAUCCAGGUUGCGUUCAACAUGCCCAGAGACAGGCUAGUGAGGCUUAGCUACAGGGCUCCCCUCACCACUUUGAAUCUGAAAGGAAACAUGAUUGAGUCUAAUAAACUUUUAAAGAAAGGCAACUUUGGCAUAAGCUGGUUUUCAGUCCGGUGCAAUGUAGUUUUUAGUCCCAUAUGAUUUAAUUCAGAGACUGUCCUGAUAUGACUGUCUUAAAAGUGUCCUGACAGCUACAUUACUUGAUUAAAAUAAUGUGAAAAUUA
Erinaceus europaeus (western European hedgehog) is the source of this 3915-nucleotide messenger RNA. It is a transcript of the gene EIF5, whose product is annotated as eukaryotic translation initiation factor 5. Gene Ontology annotation, biological process: formation of translation preinitiation complex; translational initiation; formation of cytoplasmic translation initiation complex. Gene Ontology annotation, cellular component: cytosol. Gene Ontology annotation, molecular function: eukaryotic initiation factor eIF2 binding; translation initiation factor activity; GDP-dissociation inhibitor activity. The record is from RefSeq and is a predicted model, not a curated record. Lineage: Eukaryota; Metazoa; Chordata; Mammalia; Eulipotyphla; Erinaceidae. The transcript has 13 exons. Bases 551 to 1837 code for a protein of 428 amino acids.